Messenger RNA from Emiliania huxleyi CCMP1516, 1860 nucleotides. RefSeq lists its product as hypothetical. Bases 25 to 1860 code for a protein of 611 amino acids. Lineage: Eukaryota; Haptophyta; Isochrysidales; Noelaerhabdaceae. The record is from RefSeq and is a predicted model, not a curated record. The transcript is spliced from 8 exons.
CGCAUUCCGCCCGCCCCGUUUAGAAUGGCUUCCCCUGGCUGCUCCGUGUCGACGGAGCAGGAGAGCUUCGGCCUCUCCUCGCGCGACAACCGCGUCACCGGCUUCUCGCGCUACCAGGAGCACCGCGCGACUCGGCGGGCGCACACCAUCGAGCUCGAGCCAACAAUGAGCCAGUUCUCGGUCAUUGAGCGCGAGCUUUCCAACCCGAGGCGGCGGCACGACCACACGCCCAGGCGCCGCUCCCUGCUCCACUCGAUCACGCGCCGGCUGCACGACCCGGUCGACGUCGAGACGAGCGCCGCGCGCGGCGCGCUCGCCCGCGACGUCAACCGGCGCGUGCGCACCGCACUGCUCGGGCAGCGGUACUGGUCGAACCGGUUCGUGGGGCGGGCGGAGGAGGAGUACCAGCUCUUCAUCUCGCAGUACCGGCGGUGCAGCGUCUCCCGCCGCCUCGCCGUCGCAGCCGUCCUCCUCGGCCUGUCGACGGUGUACGACGCUGUCGUCAACCAGCGGCCCGCCUCGUUCGUGGCGCUGCGGACGGCCGCGCCGGUGGCGCUGCUGGUGGUGGGCAGCCUGCUGUGCCGGCUCCGCGCGACGCGCCGCUGGUGGCGCCUCGCCGCCGUCGUCGCCGCCUGCUGCGCGUACGGCUCGGUCCUGUCUGCAGACGCGGUCGAGCCGGACGGCGCGUGGGAGGCGUGCGACAAGGACGCAAACUCGGUGUGGCAGCUGCUGUGGCUGAUCGCGGCGAUGGCGUGCAGCGCCCUCUUCUUCGCCCUCGACCUGCCGCACGUGUGCGCCUGCCUCGCCCUCCAGCUCGCCACGUACCUCGCGGGAAGCCUCGCGCUGCAGGCCCGCUGGUGGAGGAGGGCGGGGCGGGGCGAGUGGCGCUUGCCCUCGCUCGUGCUCGGACCUCCGGCGGGGCUGCAGCUGGGCCGGGACGAGGACGCCUCGUCGCGCAUGGUCGUCGACUGCAUUCUCUCCGCAGGGUUGGCGCUCCUCCUGCUGCUCUGCGCCGCGCGGAUGCGCGACCAGCACGAGCGGCAGUGCUUCAUCAACAGCUACGUCCUCCACGCCCGCGUCUCGAAGCAGCACACGCGCAUCGGCAUGCUGCAGCGCAAGCAUGCGGAGCUGCUCGCCCUCUUCUCCAACCCGCGCGUGCCCGACUCCUCCCCCCUCGUCCUCCGCCCUCUCCACCUCGGCCAGGAGCUCAAGUUCCUGAUGCGCGCGCUGCCGCACGAGCACCUCGCCGUCGAGCCCGCCGCCUCGAUCGGAGACCUCGCGCCAGCGGUGCUAGCUCACAACCCCCGCAUCAUCCUCUUCAGCGGUCACUCCUUCAUGGGCUCGCUCGCCUUCGAGCUCGACGACGGCCGGAUCGACUUGCCGCCCGCCGCCGCCUUCAUCUCGCAGCUCAGCCGCGAGGCGGCGCCGCGGCUGCAGUGCGUCUUCCUCAACGGCUGCCACACGGCGGCGCUCGGCCACAAGCUAGUCGAGGAGAUGCCGUGGCUGUGCGUCAUUUGCUGGUGCUCCAUCACCGAGGACGCCGCCGCGCGCGCCUUCGCCACCGGCUUCUACGACGCGGUGGGCGACUUCAUCUUCAACGAGGAGCAGAUCCGGAUCGAGCUCGCCUACUGGCUCGGCCUCAAGCGCAUGUACGACCAGGGCUUCCGGCUCGGCGACCCCGCCACGUACCUGCACCCGCCCGGCCACCCGCACCACUCCGCGCCGGUCUUCCGCGGCUGCGACGGCUGCUGCCCGCCCGUGCACGGCAACGUCGUGCUGCUCGCCUCGUUCGAGAAGCGGGGAGGGCGGACAGAGGGACAGCGCGCCGCCCAGCCCGAGCGCUCCGCUGGACGGAGCUAG